ACACAUGAUCACAUCAUCAGCGCUUCACUGCACUCCGAGGCGGGACUCAAUGCGGAACGAAUCACUGCAGAAAUUCACGUAAAGAUGCGUACUUUCGUGGUAUGUGUGUCCCUCAUUUGUAUAGGGAUUGCUCUAGGAAGUCGCUCUGUGUCUGGGGCUUCAACUUUUAGAGGCAACUCUAUCAAGGACACGGAGUACUGGAAUUAUGUCAAUGUGCGUGAGAAUGCCUACAUGUUCUGGUGGCUGUAUUUAGCACAGACAAACCCCGCAACUGCCCCGAUUGUCAUCUGGCUACAGGGUGGUCCAGGUGGGUCCUCAACUGGCUUUGGCAACUUCCUGGAGAUUGGUCCACUAGAUGUCAACUUAAAGCCAAGGAACGUAACAUGGGUACAGACAGCCAACGUUCUGUUCAUUGACAAUCCUGUUGGGACUGGAUAUAGCUACACGACAUCACCCGAUGCAUUUGCCACCAAUAACUCCCAAAUUGCUGACGAUUUGGUGACAACUCUGACUGCAUUCUACAAAGAUCAUCCAGAAUUUCAGGGAAAUCCUCUCUACAUUUUCUCUGAAUCCUAUGGGGGAAAGAUGACAGUAGGCUUUGGCCAGGCUCUGUUGAAGGCGAUAAAAGCUGGAAAAAUCAACUGCAAGUUCCAAGGUGUGGCACUUGGAGAUUCCUGGAUUUCUCCUGUAGAUUCUGUGAAUUCCUGGGGACCGUACCUUUAUUCGAUUUCGUUGCUGGACAACAAGGGACUACAAGCCGUGAACACUGCGGCUAAAGCCGUCGAAGACGCAGUCAACCAAGGAAAAUUUGCCGAGGCAACAGAAAAGUGGAAUACAUGCGAAGAUGUCGUUGAAGAUAAAACUGAUGGCGUUAACUUUUACAACAUUCUGUCAACUUAUGGAGAGAGGUUGUAUGAACGCCAAGACAACAAGCCACACCUCGCCCCAUUAGAAAAGUUGUACAGAAGGCAUGUCCUGCCGUUUCAGCAGGGCGACUUGAAUGCUUUGAUGAAUGGGCCGAUUAAGAAGAAACUUGGAAUUCCUGAGAACGUCACAUGGGGCGGCCAAUCUGGUGAAGUCUUUCAAAAACUGAGUGUUGAUUUUAUGAAGCCAGUUUACAGCGUUGUUGAUAGCCUGCUGGAUUCAGAUCUUAAUGUGACUGUGUACAGUGGUCAGCUUGAUCUGAUAGUCGACACAGUAGGCACGGAAGUGUGGGUGCAGAAACUGAAGUGGAAUGGUCUGCCUGCAUUCAAUGACAAGACCUGGGCGCCCAUCCAAGUCUAUGCUGACAAGCCAGCAGCCUUUGUCAAGUCCUAUCGCAAUUUUGCUUUCUACUGGAUCAUGAAGGCUGGGCACAUGGUUCCUUCUGAUGCUCCUGGGACAGCAUACAAGAUGAUGCAGAUGGUCACCAAUUUGAUCUAAUCAUACUACAGUACUCCAAGUAACUGUUGGCUAUGGACCCCAUUCCAUAGAGCUAUUAAAGGGAAUGUACAACAUUUGCUUUUGCUG
Patiria miniata (bat star) is the source of this 1509-nucleotide messenger RNA. RefSeq names its product retinoid-inducible serine carboxypeptidase-like (gene scpep1). Gene Ontology annotation, molecular function: serine-type carboxypeptidase activity. Lineage: Eukaryota; Metazoa; Echinodermata; Asteroidea; Valvatida; Asterinidae. The record is from RefSeq and is a predicted model, not a curated record. Bases 85 to 1422 code for a protein of 445 amino acids. The transcript is spliced from 14 exons. Gene Ontology annotation, biological process: proteolysis.